Sceloporus undulatus (fence lizard) is the source of this 4068-nucleotide messenger RNA. It is a transcript of the gene NSUN7, whose product is annotated as NOP2/Sun RNA methyltransferase family member 7. Lineage: Eukaryota; Metazoa; Chordata; Lepidosauria; Squamata; Phrynosomatidae. The record is from RefSeq and is a predicted model, not a curated record. Bases 207 to 2381 code for a protein of 724 amino acids. Gene Ontology annotation, molecular function: methyltransferase activity. The transcript is spliced from 12 exons.
CAGGAAAAAUCUGGGCAGCAGAGAAACCUUGCAGCAGAGCAAGUAUUUGCCUCUCCCCCCCCCCCUCCUCCUCCUCCUCUUCCACUUUGGGAGAAAGCCAGGAAGCAGAGGAGCCUUGAGGGAUUAAAUGGUUUCUUAACUUCCAGGGGGUCUUGAGAUUCUGACCUUGCCACACCAUUAUAUUCUGAGCCAUCAAUACAGCAACAAUGCCACUUCUAAGAAGCAGCUUCGUGUCUUCAAAUGAUAGUAGUGCAAGUGAUAUUUCAACUGUCCCUGGAAUGACUUUUUCAAAUGAAACAGUCCGUUCAGCAAAGAGUUCAACAAGCCUGGCUGAGAAGAAUGGCUAUCGGGACUCUAUUUACCUAAAUGCUGCCAACAUUUUUCAAGGCAUUCAUAAUGAAAAGCCCCAAGAUAAAAUAUUGGUAAAGUAUGGGAAUGGGCCAUUGCCAUCUCUUCCAGAUUUCAAAGAUGAACAUUUCCAACGUUUGUCCUAUGAACUGGCUUUCAGUGCUCUCAAAUAUCAAGAUGUUCUUGAAAAUAUACUCAUAGACAGUGGUAUAUACCCAAUGCAGUCAAUACCAGAUGAAUUGACCAGUUUAGUGAUUGUGAUGCUGUAUGAUCUCCAAGGUCGGAAAUUUGAAGCACGUUAUAAUAUUGAUGAUGAGGAGCCGAUAGCAGAAGUGCAAGAAGUUGAGCAUUGUUUAUGCAGUUUUAAGACAAAACUGGCUGCUGCGUUUGCAAGAUGUCGGAUCAAACAUGAUGCUCUAUCUAUAGAGCACAUUCUGCCAGAAAUGAUACGAAGACAGGAACAGAGGGCUUCUGCGCUGCCCUUGUAUGCAUGGGUAAACACGCUUAAAGCAAGUCUUGAAGAAAUUCAUAGUUCUUUACAGAAAGAGGGAUUCACUAAAGUGGACUCUGUCUCCAAUUUUGGUGGUUAUUCAUAUUGCCUGGAUAUGCACUGUGAAGAUGUACUUAUCUUCCCUUCGUUUCUUAAAGAACAGCUACUUACUCUGGAACUCUUUACUAACCAAAAGCUGCUAUUGCAGGAUAAAUCCCGGAGCCUUGCUGUACAUUCAGUGAAGGCCUUGUUGAACAUGGAUGAUGACAUCUUAGUGGCACACACGAGUUCAUGGCUUACUUUAGCACAUAUGUCAGCGCUGACAAAUCAGGAAACUUCUAAAGUGUUUGUCUGUGGUGUGAAGUCAACAGCAAAAGAAGCUGAACUCAAGGGCUUGUUUGCACAGAUGGAGUGUAAAAAUAUUGAGCUACUACGUGAAGAUUUUACAAGCAUUGAACCCACUAAUAACAAGCUGCAGAAAGUAAAAGUUAUUUUGCUGCUUCCGCGGUGUUCAGGCCUGGGUGUUAGCAACCCCAUAGAAUUUAUUCUAAAUGAACAUGAAGAUGCAGAGUUACUUCGGGAUCUUUCUCAAGGAUCUGUGGCAGAAGAUAAACUGAAUAUGCUUGCUCAACAACAGUUUAAAGAAUUAACACAUGCAAUGCAGUUUAGUAAAGUACAAGCUGUUGUCUACUGCACUUGCUCAGUUUAUCAAGAAGAAAAUGAAGCUGUGGUGAACAAAGCACUGGGUUCUGGAGCAGAAGGAACAAAGGCCCAGCCUUACAAGCUUUGCCCUCCUGUUCUCCCAUUGUGUUGCAAAUCAGAAAUAAAUACAUCCGCAGCAAACUUUUUCAAACUGGAACCAUCAGAUGUUUCUAAUAGCUGUUUUAUAGCAGUUUUAUCUCGAGAGAGGGAUCCAUCUGAGUCAGUGUCAGUGAAAGAUGUCUUAGCUCGUGCUGCAGCGAAAGGGUUACUGGAAGGUAUUGAUUUGGCAAAACCACCCAAGAAAGAAGAGAAGAAGAAAAAGAAGCAGAAAGUAACUCAGCAAAAGAGUGCCAUUAAAGAGGCAGUGAUACAGUCCAAAAUUCAGGAGUUCCUGAAUCGAGAAAUGAAAUUUACCACUAUUGAUUCAGACUCUUCCGUAUCUAAUAUAACUGCCAGUGUCUCUCAGGCUGUGAACCAGACGAAUGGUUCCUUUGUCCUCAAGAAAAGGGCCAAACCCCUCUCAAACUCAUCUCUACCUGUGAUGUCAAAGAACACCGUUGCUUCAACAUCCAUGCAAAAAGUAUUUGAAAGACAGCGAAACAUGAGGAAGCCAAAGUUGGAAGAAAGAGUGAUGAUCUUGAAGCCUGUUGAAAUUGUCUUGCCUCCAGUAAUGAUGCCAUACUUUAACCCACAAGGGAACAGAUCUGAAAUUUCGUCAAACCACUAUUAUUACCGUUGGGUUGGAGGAAGAAAUGGCAUGGUUAGUCCUUCUGCAUCCAAAAAACUGAUCAGGUCAAAAGAGCCCUCACCAUCUUCUACAGCCAAGCAUUUUCGCCCAUAAGAAGCCUGUCUUAUGUAUCUGAUUGUCAUAAUUCUUUCAGAAGUCAAAAUGUGAACUGCUGUAAUGGUAAAAAACAGGUGGCAGUGAAAGCAUGCAUCUCUUUCCAUGCCUGUUAUGGGAGUGGCAAGGGAUUUUAUUAUGUAAUUGCUACAAUCCAGUUGCAGUAAACUUUCAGUGACAAAAUGCUUAGAUCUAAUGUUUACACUCAGAUUAUAUAAAUCAUUAGGGAUAAACUAAGACAAACGUUUAAAUGAGCAAUAGCUGAUUAGAAUACAGCAGAGACAGAUUUUAUCUAAAUACACUUGAUACUGUAUUUUAAGGCAACGAAAUAUAGUUGCAACCAAAAAGGGGCUUCUAAACAUAGAAGUAGGUUAUUAGUGCUCGUUCACUAGGAAUUUCAAUGUAUGUUCUUCAGAAUUUUGAAUACAUUGCCUCUUUUUCUUUCUAAAAUGGGUUCCAGUCUGUAGAGUGAUCUUACAAGACUUCAUUCAAUCUUAUAAUCCACUCAAAUUUUCUCUUUAAAGACAUAAUUUUGAAAGUUUGUGACAAUAUUGGCUUUAAGAACAGACCGUCACUUUUCAUUGUCAUGUUAAUCAGUUUGGACAAGAAAAAAAUUCUGUUUUCUUUUAUAUGGCAGCAUAACUACUGCAUGGUUUCAUUCUGCUACUGCUAGACAGUGAACUUCACUAGGAAGUCAAUAUACAAUUUCAGGUUUAUAAUGUGGCAUAGCAAAAUAGAAGCAAAACCUAUUAAACAAUUCCUGAUUACUGCUUUUCUUAACUGUAGUCUUUUGUUCCCUCCAGCUGGUAUCCAUUAUUAGCCAACUAACAAUUUUCUACAUUCACUUGUAGUAUAUAUUUGGAUGACUUUUUACAUUACAGUGAAGACAAAGUCUUACACUUCUGCCAUUGAUUGUUGUAAUGAUUGAAAUGCAUUCAUACAGGCCUGGCCUUACUAUUAGGUAAGAGUAAGAUAGGUUACCCAAUGCUGGCUUUUUAAAGAAUUGCAGAAAAGUUUUAAAGAACUUUUUAAAGAAUUGCAGAUUGUACUUUGCAGUGUGUUUUCCCCAGGUGUACAAGGGUAUGCAGAUGAGUCCUAGGUACAGCUCACCCUAACCCCUGACUGGUGUCAAGCAUGUGCCUUGGCACCAUUCAAGUGCCAUUUCAUAUGGGGGAAGGAGUAGCAGCUUUAUGCUGGAGAGCAACAACAGUGCUUCAUACCCUGGGUGUUCAAAAGCAGCCAUAUCAGUGAGGGCAGCAGUGGGGUGGGGAGACUACCCUUCAGAACCCUUUAGGAAUAAAGUGCUACUAUUACCCUCAAGAGUAGCAGCAUAGUUAUGCUGACAUAUUUACGUGCCACCAGUACUGAAUGUCAACCACAUGAACACAAAACAAACUCUUAAUGCAGCUAAAUUUAUUCUUGCAACAGAUUACAUUUAAAUGUGUAAAAAGUGGACAAUACUGGAAAAACUUCUCUUUUUCAAAUCAACUACUUCCCGUAAUACCAAGAGCUCCUGCUGAUAAACUCUGUGUUUCCCCCUUUUUCUUAAAGAUAGCAAAAUAAAUCAAACCUACUUCUUCUCAUUCCUCCUUCUCUCAUUCAAAAGCUUGCCAAAGUAUGAUGUUCAUAACAGAGCUCUAGAGGUUGAGUGAAGAGCUAAUGCAAUAAAGAUUGCACUUUACUUACA